GAGAGAAAGAAAGCUCUCUGUAAAAAGAGCUUUUUGACUCCUCUCUCUCUCUCUCUCUAUAUCCAAACCAAAUCCAUGGCUCAUUCAUGCUCUGCUUCUUUCUUUUUGAAUUCCUUACCUUCUUUUCAUUAAAGGAAGAAACUUUCAUUUUCUGUUUGUUUUGGUUCUUUUUGAAUUCCUUACCUUCUUUUCAUUAAAGGAAGAAACUUUCAUUUUCUGUUUGUUUUGGUGUUCGUUCAAGUCCAACCUCAUCUUCUCCACAAUCGUAUCUAGGUUUUCUUCAAUCAACAAAUCUCAGAUUUGAAUAUAUUCCAUUCCAGCUGCUAUAUUGGGUGUUGGUGUAAUCUUAAAGACAAAGUAGUAGAUUUUUUUGUUGUGAAAGGUUUUGAUUGAGAGGGUUUUGCACAAUGGGGAAUUGUUGUGCAACGCCUGGUACACCUUCCCAAAACAACCGGAAGCAUAAGAAGAAAUCCAAUCCAUUUACUGGUGAUUAUACCGUGACUAAUGGUGAUGGAGGUGGGAACAACACCUGGGUCUUGAAAGAACCAACAGGUCGAGACAUUACAGCCCAUUAUGAUCUGGGUCGAGAGCUUGGCCGUGGCGAAUUCGGGGUUACUUAUUUGUGCACAGAGCUUUCUUGUGGUGACAAAUUUGCCUGCAAAUCAAUAUCAAAGAAGAAGCUGAAGACUGCUGUGGAUAUUGACGAUGUGCGGCGAGAGGUUGAGAUUAUGAAGCAUUUAAGGAACCACCCGAAUAUUGUGACGUUGAAAGACAGUUAUGAGGAUGAUAAUGCAGUUCAUAUUGUGAUGGAAUUGUGUGAAGGAGGGGAGUUAUUUGAUCGAAUUGUUGCGAGAGGGCAUUACACAGAACGAGCUGCUGCAGCCGUUAUGCGGACCAUUGUUGAAGUUGUUCAGAAUUGUCAUAAACAUGGAGUGAUGCAUCGUGAUCUCAAACCAGAGAACUUUCUGUUUGCAAAUAAGAAAGAAACAUCCCCCUUAAAGGCAAUUGAUUUCGGUUUGUCAAUGUUCUUUAAACCGGGUGAACGAUUUAAUGAGAUAGUGGGAAGUCCUUAUUACAUGGCUCCUGAGGUACUGAAACGGAAUUAUGGCCCCGAAGUGGACGUCUGGAGUGCUGGAGUUAUUCUGUAUAUUUUACUCUGUGGUGUUCCACCAUUUUGGGCAGAAACUGAACAAGGGGUAGCACAGGCAAUUAUUCGCUCGGUGAUCGAUUUUAAGAGGGACCCGUGGCCAAGAGUUUCUGAUAAUGCAAAGGACCUUGUUAAGAAAAUGCUUGAUCCUGAUCCAAAGCUGCGACUUACCGCUCAGGAAGUACUUGAGCAUCCAUGGAUACAAAAUGCCAAGAAAGCUCCAAAUGUUCCAUUGGGCGAGACUGUGAGAGCAAGGCUAAAACAAUUUUCUGUCAUGAACAAACUCAAAAAAAGAGCUUUAGGGGUUAUAGCUGAACAUUUGUCUGUCGAAGAGGUGGCUGGAAUAAAGGAGGCAUUUGAAAUGAUGGACAAUGGAAAUAAAGGCAAGGUUGUCCUUGAGGAGCUUCGAAUUGGCUUGCAAAAGCUUGGACAGCAGAUUCCCGAACCAGAUCUUCAAAUACUAAUGGAAGCGGCUGACGUUGACGGUGAUGGCGCUCUAAAUUAUGGAGAGUUUGUUGCGGUUUCAGUUCAUUUGAGAAGAAUGGCUAAUGACGAGCACUUACAUAAAGCAUUUUCAUUCUUCGAUCAAAAUGGGAGUGGUUAUAUUGAAAUUGAAGAGCUUCGGAAUGCUUUAAAUGAUGAAGUUGACGCCAAUAGUGAGGAAGUCAUUAGUGCUAUAAUGCAUGACGUGGACACCGACAAGGACGGGCGCAUAAGUUACGAGGAGUUUGCUGCAAUGAUGAAAGCUGGUACAGAUUGGAGAAAAGCAUCAAGGCAGUAUUCGCGGGAAAGAUUUAACAGCCUGAGCUUGAAAUUGAUGAGGGAAGGCUCCUUACAGUUAACCAACGAGGGUAAAUGAAUCAAUACUAAUCAAAUAUCAAAUGACACGAGUGAUUAAAAAUGGAAGAAUUCCUUUAUUUUUGCUGAGUUUAAGAAAUCUCUAAUAUUUUUUCAUUUCAUUUCCUCUGAUAGACAUUGCAAUAGGUAGUAGGAUCAUCAGAGUUUGAGGGGUCUUCUUAGUAUCUUUUGAAAAUAGCAAGCAGCUUAUGUUUAGAUCAUCUGUAUUGUUUUUGGGGUUAGUUGCAGAAGAAAAAGAAAAGAAAGGUCAUUAAGUCAAUGUUGUUUAAUAGAGAAGUUGACCGUAUUGUUAUUUUCGACCUCAAUUGUUUUGUGGGUUGUAAAUAUAUCAACGAAAUGGCCUAGUGGGCACUGGCCCUUUUAAUUUGAUUACAAAAAAAGAGGAUAUUAUGUCUAAUUUGAUCUCUGCAUCAUGUGCUCUCAAGAACUUGUUCCUUGAGAGUAUAACAUGUUUGAUUCAGUCUUUUAAAUCUGUAAAAACAAUUGGUUAUAUGAUCCAAAUGGUGGUAACCAAAAGGAAAGAAAAGGAAAAGGCAUUGAUCUCUUUUAUUUUUA
This is a messenger RNA of Humulus lupulus (European hop), 2560 nucleotides long. Its product is annotated as calcium-dependent protein kinase 8-like. The record is from RefSeq and is a predicted model, not a curated record. Gene Ontology annotation, cellular component: cytoplasm; nucleus. Gene Ontology annotation, molecular function: calcium ion binding; calcium/calmodulin-dependent protein kinase activity; ATP binding. Gene Ontology annotation, biological process: peptidyl-serine phosphorylation; protein autophosphorylation; intracellular signal transduction. The transcript has 9 exons. Lineage: Eukaryota; Viridiplantae; Streptophyta; Magnoliopsida; Rosales; Cannabaceae. The coding region runs from base 408 to 2006 and encodes 532 amino acids.